GGGGACCGAUAUUUAAGCUGCAGAAAAAAAGCCCUCAAAACUCCUGCUUGUCUGAAGAGAGAAAAAUACAGAAAGAAGGAAUGAAAGACUGAAAAAUAGAUAGCUAGAGAGAGAGGGAGAGAGAGCGAUAGAUAGAGAGAUUGAAAGAGACAGAAACACGGAGAGAGCGAAAGAAAGACAGAGAGAGAGAGAGAGAGAGAGAGAGAGAGAGAGGGGUGGAGCAGUUGAAUCUGGAAGCAGAAAACUUUUCCCAACAAGUUCAGGCAGCUCUGACACACACACACACGCACACACACACACACACACACACACACAGAACAGCCAGAGUGUGUCAGGCGUUGUGAACGAGUGCAAACGGAGUGAACAUGGGUGAAGACGAGGUGCAGGUGGAGAAGAGCAACAUGGAGAUGGAACACGAGAGUCAGGAGCUGCUGGUGCCGUCUGACCCCCAGCCGUCUCACAGCGACCCGUCUCACAGCGACCCGUCUCACAGCGACCCGUCUCACCCUCUGCAGCUGGACGAGACCCACGAGGUGAACGCCAUCACGGUGCUGACGCUCCUGGACCAGCUGGUGAAGAUGCUGGACUCGGUGCAGGAGAAGCAGCAGCAGAUGGAGGAGUGGCAGCAUGCGAUGGAGGGAUCGGUUCGUCACAUCCAGAACGACAUGAACAAACUGGUGAAGAGCAACAGCAUGACGACGAACAGCGUGAGCAAACUACUGGAGAAGAACCGCAAGAUCAGCGCCAUCAUGAAGGACGUGAGGGAGAAGAUGGAGAGACAGACAGUUCAGGUGAAGAAGCUGGAGGACAACCACAACUACCUGCUGCACAGGGACAACUUCAGAGUGCUCAUCUUCCAGGACGAGAACGAGAUCCCCUCCAGUGUGUUCGUGAAGGACUCGAUUCAUGGCGCUGAAAAUGAAUCCCUCUCUCCUGAUGCUAACCGCUCACAGGAAGAAGUGGAGCUUCACACUGUCCAGCUUUCCUCAGACGAGGAUCUCGAUGAAGAACAGGAGGAUGAGGAAGAGUUUGUGGAAGUGCUGGAGCCGCUAGAGAAAUCUCGCACUGAGAAGAUCAAACGCUCCAGUCUGAAGAAGGUGGACAGUCUGAAGAAGGCUUUCUCCCGCGAGAACUUUGAGAAGAAGAUGAACAAAAUCGUCUCAGCAGAGAAACGUGAGAAGAUCAAGAAGAGUCUGAGUCAGAAGAACAAGAGCGGUUCAUUCAAAAUCUUCCACAUCAAGAAGACUCGAGAAGGAGGUAAGGAACAUGCUGAGCACGAGACCUUCACUGAGAUCCACGCUGACCUCGCUCCAGCUCAGGAAGAGGACGCGGAGCACGAGGAACUGGCCAAGGAGAAGAUGGGAGGGGCUAAGGAGAAAGAGGAAGUGGAGGAAGUGGAGAAGGAGGAAGUGGAAGUAGAGAAGGAAGACAUGGAGAAGGAGGAAAUGGGGAUGGAGGAAGUGGAGAAGGAGGAAGUGGCACUGGAUGAUGAUGAUGAUGAUGCUGAGAACGAGCUGUCAAUCACAGAGGGGCUCAGGGCUGAGUACACACUCUCAGCCACUCUGCCUCAGGAAACCUCCCACAUAUCCCACAAUGCACUGCACGGAGAGGAGGAGGAGGAGGAGGAGGAGCAGAGAGAGAGAGAGGAAGGUGAUGAAGGUGAAGAGGAGAGCACUGCUGCAGAGAAAAGCUCUUAAAGCUUGUUCGUUCUGUUCCUCCUGCUGACCUCGGCACCAAUACAUAGGAAAUGAUGAUGUAAUGAUGAUGUAACGAUGAUGUAAUGAUGCGAUGAUGAUGUCAUGAUGAUGUCAUGAUGAAAUGAGUGAAAUUUCAGGUCAAAUUUUAUUGGAAUUAAUAUAAAGAGGAAAAACCAUGUAAGUGUAAAAACAGUGUUUAUCAGAAACGCAUCUGCUGAUGUCUCUAAAAAGUCAAAAGUUUAAUAUUUAGAGUGAAAAACUUAAACUUUUAUUAAAACCUAAGAGUAAAACAUCAAAAACACGGUGUAUACACCACAAACUGUUUUCAGAUGUGAAUUAAAAGUCUUUAAAAAAUACACUACAAUAUUUGAACACUACUGUCUAAUGUCUUUAAUCUCUGAUCUAUAACUUUACUGAAAUAUUAGUGAAAUAUUAAACUUUAUUUUCACUCUUAAAGCUACUAAUGAAAAAACUGAUGAUGCCAAAGAAAGUGACGAUGAUGAUGAUGAUGAUGAUGAAUGUCUCAUAACCGAGUUCACUUGCCUUGUUGCCUGUGCACCUCUUUCCAUAUUAUUCUACAAUAAAGAAAUAAAGCUUCUGAACUUUCA
Messenger RNA from Pangasianodon hypophthalmus (striped catfish), 2305 nucleotides. RefSeq names its product caveolae associated protein 2b (gene cavin2b). Gene Ontology annotation, cellular component: cytoplasm; caveola. The coding region runs from base 366 to 1697 and encodes 443 amino acids. The record is from RefSeq and is a predicted model, not a curated record. The transcript is spliced from 2 exons. Lineage: Eukaryota; Metazoa; Chordata; Actinopteri; Siluriformes; Pangasiidae.